Molecule: messenger RNA, 1986 nt
Organism: Tuber aestivum (summer truffle)
Lineage: Eukaryota; Fungi; Ascomycota; Pezizomycetes; Pezizales; Tuberaceae
Source: the annotation of a GenBank genome assembly
AUCCUCAACCACCGCUCUCCCACUCUGACCCACCCCUACAACUCUCACCUACCGCACUUUCUCUCUCUAGCUCACUUCGGAGAUCUGAUCUUUGAUUGUACCAGCAUGUCCGCAAAAAUCUUCAAAGAAAUCAAAGACGCUAUUAAGACGCGUAAUCUUGACUUGCUAACCUUCCACAAUGUGGAGCAGGUUGACUAUGACCACGUCAUCCAAGGCUUACGACAUCCUACAAACUGCCUCGAGCAGUAUGCUUUCCGGUAACCUUCCUCCUUCAUGUAAUUCUUUUUCCACCUGACUAAGUUGCCGCUAUAGUCUCCAUUGGUUUGCGGGAGACAAAUACCUUAAAGUCGUCAUGCCUUCUGCCUUGCGUGAGUGCCCGGGGCAAUGGAUUAUUGAUGAGAUCUCCGACGCCUUGGUAAAAGGGGUAAUACCUCCAGUCUGGGUACGAAAAAUUGGUAUCUGUGCCUCACCUGGUUUGUUACCAAUGGUGUCUGGUUAUAAAAUUAAAAUUUAGCUAAUCACAUUCCCUAGAAUAUAAAAACUUUAUUGGAGAAUAUAACCAAUGCACAAAGGAGGCUGACCUAACCAUUAUUCCGCUUCUCGGCCCCGAUUGGACCAAGGAAGCGCCGUACCCCUCUGUGGUACUUGAGAGUGGAUGGUCCGAACCCGCGGAACAACUGGAUCGUGAUGCUUCUCUCUGGCUGGCAGGAUCCGGCGGUCAGGUGCGGGUAGUCAUCCAGGUGAAGUUUUAUAGGCAGCGGAACGGUAUCGGAUCACGUAUGUGGAUCAAACGGGCUAGGCCAACCGACGAUAACUCCUAUGAAACCUCCAGUGAAACUUAUGUAAGGCUCUUCUAUAUCCUGACACUUCUGAUUAGUGUUCCCAACGGUCCCGGGCGCCCUACAGGGCCCUGGCGGGCUUGCAGUCCCGGGCGUUCCGGGCAGCGUGGGCAAGGACGGCCGGGCAUGGCGUCCGUCUUUGAUAAAGACCGCCGUUCGAAGGGUUGACGCCCGGGCCCGGGAGUCUUAAUACAAAUGGCAUCUUCCGGCCGUCCUCAUCGGGGACCGGCCGUCAUUCGCAGAGCCCGACCGUCAUCUGUAGGGCCCGGCCGUCAUCUGUAGAGCCCGGCUCUCAUCCGCAGGGCCAUUUGCAGGUGAGACACCUAUAGGGCCCGGCCGGCCGUCCGGGUAGUGGUUAGGACGGACCACAGGAUAGGCGUCCGUCCCGUCCGAAGCCAAGGACGGAAGGACUGGACGCUUGGGAACACUGCUUCUGAUUUUAUUACUAAUAAGUCAAUUUCAUCUGUAGGAAAUCCUUCCCGCGGCCGUGAAUCCGGUUGAGAAUCCAUCCAUUACUUUUGACGAAUUCUUUGCUGGGAGCUGUCCACCUGGGUUGGACCCUGGGGGGUGCGUUACUCUGGACCUCGAGAACCUUCGUAUCCUUGCAAAGAGGAAGAUCAUCAACCGUGGAAAUGUGGCCGAUCAAUAAAUUGGGUGUGUCUCCAGUAACUGUCGGUAUAGCCCGAGAAGCCGUUGGAGAUCUAUAGCUUACAACUAACGGUUCUAGUACCUGCGGUACCUGUCACGGGGAGGUUUAAGGGAGGUGGGAGGAUAUCAAUGGGGGUUUUCAGGGGCAUGUGACUACUGUAGUGCAGAAUGGGAUGUGGCGGAGUGGUUUCGUUAAGCAGUCUGGAAGCUGGAGAAAUUUGUUCGGUGCAUUUAAGUUGUACAGUACCAUAAAUUCAGGGUAAACUUGACCCGCCACGAUUCUCUGUAUGGCAGUUAUUAUCCCCUGACAAGCAUACUCAUUACAGGGUUGGGCCUUAAGAGAACUAGUAGCUACCUUAAGAAGCAUAACAGUGGGUCGAGUUUGCUCAGAAUUAACAGUACGCGGGUAUGCAUUAAGUCAGGGGAUACCUAUAUCUGGGAACUGGGGAUUUGUCACCACGGGAAAAGUGUUUUGUGGCGUUUUUUGUAUGUGGCUACU